Molecule: messenger RNA, 1870 nt
Organism: Strongylocentrotus purpuratus (purple sea urchin)
Lineage: Eukaryota; Metazoa; Echinodermata; Echinoidea; Camarodonta; Strongylocentrotidae
Product: seipin-like
Exons: 8
Coding region: 195-1604 (469 amino acids)
Biological process (GO): lipid storage; lipid droplet organization
Cellular component (GO): endoplasmic reticulum membrane
Source: RefSeq, a predicted model, not a curated record
CCGUCUCUCGACAAACAACAAUCAUCUUUUAGCUUCCGACAAACGGUAUGACUUGCCCGAAAAGUCGGCUAUUACAGGUCACUUUUAACCAAAACUAGAAUAUGUAUUUACAACUGAGGAAUCAAGAAUAAAUCUACUGUAAAUUAUUGAGCACACGAAGUUGAUACCGCAUUUGUAGCUGAACUGUGGGCAAAAUGGUCGCUUCCGUUCGACGAGCUUGGAGACGGGCGCAGAGUAUAUCAUCGCACUGGGUGGUUUGGGCCCGGAACACUGCGGUGAAGGUCGUGCUGCUCACCGCUCUAACGACUUUUCAGCUGUGGCUGGCAUUCUUCUUGUAUGGGACUUUUUAUUAUGCUUACAUGCCAACAGAAUUGCAUACAAAACCAGUUUAUCUUGAUUAUGGUUUAUGCGAUCGUUUUGAUGGAAGUGAAGCAUGCCCUUUCCCUCAGACCAACAUCAGUCUAGUAAAACAUCCAGGUCAAGAAAGGUUAUUCAUGCCAGGUCAGAAGUAUCAUGUGAGAUUGGAUAUGGAUAUGCCUCAGUCUCCUGUCAAUGAAAACCUAGGAGUCUUCAUGAUCAAGAUCCAAACAUUUUCAAAAUCUGGUGAAAUUACUUCAAAAUCAUCUAGACCAGCCAUGAUACGAUAUCGCUCCCCUCUGCUCAAAAUGAUCAACGUUGUGUUUCUUGCACCACUCUAUCUGACGGGAUACACAGAAGAAAAACAGAAUCUACAAGUAAACUUAAUAGAUGACUUUGUCGACAAUGCUUACAAACCUACUAUCAAAAUUGGACUGGAAGUGAGAGCCAAGAAAAUUGAAACGUAUGCUGCUGUACUCAAGGUCCAUGCCCAGUUCACAGGAUUACGGUACCUCAUGUUUUACUGGCCUGUGAGCUCAGUCGUGGUCAGCGUCAUCUCUAACUUCUGCUUCUUGACGGUGCUGACGAUGAUGAUGUGGCAGCAGUGCGUGGGUUACCUGAUAGAUGACCCUAGUCUAGAGGAGAGAGAGGUACCCACCACCUCAACGGUGCUCAGCUAUGAAGAGAGACGAAGGAUGGCCAGGCAGAGUAUGGGACAAGAAAGAUCAGCACUAUUCCGGAAUCGUCCACCCCACGUGACCAUCAUCGAUCCAUUAGACCCUGCACCUCAUCAUGCUCAAAUCACUCCAUCCACAUCCACCACCAGCCAGCAGCCAGGACCCUCCUCCCACCGCCCAGCCUCCUCCUCCGGUAGUAAGAGCCCCCAGAGGAACGUCCGUAAGAGGGCAUCAAGAACACCUGAUGGGGGCCUUGCUCAAGAUGAAGGCGGAGCUCUACCAGAAGCACCCAGCUCGGGGAUCAGCAGCGACAACAGUGACUCCAAUCAGAAGGGAGGGAUCAAGCACAAGGUGGAAACACUCAAAGGCGAUGAUAGUUUAUCAAGUUACUCGGAUGACACCACGAGCGACGAUCCACCCCCAGGGUUGGAGGAUAAUAAGGAUGAGGUUUAUUAUAAGAAGGACGAGGAGGAGGAGAAUAUAGAUGAAGUUGCAGACUUAAAUGAAAAUGUGGCUAGUCCACAACCAACCUCAGGGAUACUAAGGAAUCGCAAUUUCAAAACAUCUUAACACCUUUUACUAUUGAUAGAUUUAGGAACAUUCUUGUGCUUGUGUGAGUGAGGUAGAAUAUUAAGAUUAGGUCCGAGCCAUCACAGUUUCCUUUAAAUCGUGGCCCAAUGGCUGAGAGCCGGUCAGGCCCCGAUGCAGUACAGACUUUGUAUUGAAUCUGAACCCACCUAAAACUUGGCUUGAGGAGGUGAGAAAGAUGGCUAAAAUUUCACUUUUCAUACAAAAGUCAAAUUUUGAUAAAAAAAGAUAAUAGUAUUCUUUCAUUU